AUGAUGGUCAGACACUUAUUUAUAUUUUACAUCAACUUGGUUUGUGCUUUUACCAAACCAAACGUAAUCCAACCAACCCCUGUGAUGGUUACUGUGCUGGGAGGCACUGUGACUCUCACUUGCUUUCGUCCAAAUGUGUCAGUGACCAGUUUUGAUUGGUUCAAGCAGAGUGUUGGACAGAAACCCCUUCACAUGGCGUCAUCACCAUAUGUUGGCCAAGAGAGUUAUUAUUCCAACAAUUUUAUCAAGGACUUUACUGAGACCAAGCGUUUGGGUGUGAGGAGAGGAGUCUACACCUGUAAUUUGACCAUUUCCAAGGCAGAGUCAGGGGACUCGGCUACAUACUAUUGUUCCACUAGAGUCAUCUAUGAGCUCACUAUUGGAGAGGGAACUGUUUUAAUUGUCAAAGACUCAGAGUCCAACAGCAUGUCUGUGCUCCAGCAGCCUGCGUCUGAGUCAGCCCGGCCAGGAGAUUCUGUGACUCUGAACUGUACAAUACACACUGAGACCUGUGCAGGAGAACACAGUGUCUAUUGGUUCAGACAUGGCUCAGGAGAAUCCCGUCCAGGAAUCAUUUACACUCAUGGAAACUGGAGUGAUCAGUGUGAGAAGAGCUCUGAGAAUGGGUCUCCUACACAGAGCUGUGUCUACAGCCUCCCCAAGAGGAACCUCAGCCUCUCUGAUGCUGGGACUUACUACUGUGCUGUGGCUUCAUGUGGGGAGAUACUGUUUGGAGAUGGGACCCAGCUGGACCUUCAAGUUCCAGAACAUGAUUCUCCAUUUGAUAUGAGUCCUACUGUUCUGUCGUUGGUCGUCUCCAACAUCGUUCUGGGGAUAGUGACCCUUCUACUUGUCUGGGCGCUGUGCAAGACUCUGAACAGAGAUAGCAGAGGGAGGAUAGAUGUCCCAACGUCCCAGGCUAAUCAGAAUCAAGACAGUGACGUGUUGAACUAUGCAGCUGUCAGUUUCACCCCCAAGAAGAAGUCCUCCUCUAGAAGAGUGAGAGAGAAGACCAGCAGAGAGGAUGCAGUGUACUCUGAUGUCAGGCACCUGCAGCAGCAGUGA
Messenger RNA from Salvelinus namaycush (lake trout), 1065 nucleotides. RefSeq lists its product as uncharacterized. NCBI's taxonomy places the organism in Eukaryota, Metazoa, Chordata, Actinopteri, Salmoniformes, Salmonidae. Bases 1 to 1065 code for a protein of 354 amino acids. Gene Ontology annotation, biological process: response to bacterium. The transcript is spliced from 6 exons. The record is from RefSeq and is a predicted model, not a curated record.